Messenger RNA from Rhipicephalus sanguineus (brown dog tick), 1072 nucleotides. RefSeq names its product cyclin-dependent kinase-like 1. Bases 1 to 960 code for a protein of 319 amino acids. The record is from RefSeq and is a predicted model, not a curated record. Gene Ontology annotation, molecular function: cyclin-dependent protein serine/threonine kinase activity; ATP binding. Lineage: Eukaryota; Metazoa; Arthropoda; Arachnida; Ixodida; Ixodidae. The transcript is spliced from 8 exons. Gene Ontology annotation, biological process: protein phosphorylation. Gene Ontology annotation, cellular component: nucleus.
AUGCUUUUUUGCUACGUUACGGUGCAGCAAUUGAAGCACCCCAACCUUGUGAACUUGAUCGAGGUGUUCCGGCGGAAGCGGAAGUUGCACCUAGUGUUCGAAUACUGCGAACACACCGUCCUAGACUUCCUGGACAAACAUCCAAAAGGCGUUCCAGACGCGCUUACGAAGAGGAUGAUAUUCCAGACGCUACAAGCCAUCAACUUCUGCCACUCGCAUAACUGCAUUCACAGGGACGUCAAGCCAGAGAACAUCUUGCUCACCAAGGAUGGGAUUGUCAAGCUUUGUGACUUUGGCUUUGCUAGGACGCUAAGUCCAGGAGAGAACUACACGGAUUACGUCGCCACCCGCUGGUACCGGGCGCCCGAGCUGCUGGUGGGCGACACCCAGUACGGCCCGCCUGUCGACGUCUGGGCUGUGGGCUGCGUCGCCGCCGAGCUGAUGCGUGGCGAGGCGUUGUGGCCCGGAAAGUCGGACGUCGACCAGCUGUACCUCAUCCGCAGGACACUUGGCGAGCUCAUACCCAGGCACUUGCAGAUCUUCAAAACCAACGACUUUUUCGCGGGGGUCAGCAUUCCGGACCCGGAUGUAGUCGAGUCCCUACAAUCUGCAAUACCAGCCGCCGUAGACACUUUCGGUAUCGAUUUCUUGAAGAAAUGUCUUGACAAGGACCCUGCCAAACGAUGGACGUGCGAGCAAUUGCUGAAGCACCCGUACCUCGCCGACUGCAAAGCUUCGGAGGUGGAUGUCGAGGACAACGUUCGAAUACGAAGAGAAAAGUCGAGGAACGGUGCUCAACACCAGUCCUUAUUUCCACACCUUCCUGGACACUCCGGCAGUGGCUACCCGACGCCAGACAUCCGGGCAUCGCACUUGCACUCCCGACAUUCGCAACCGCUGCAGAGUCAGCAGUCGCAGCAGUCAUCUUCUCGCAAGUUCGACCACUUGCCAAACAUCUGACGCCUAGGCCCCGGGACACUCUACCACUCGGUCCCAAAGUCCUUCACCGGAUGGUCCUGGAAGUAGUCCCGAGGCUGAGGCUGGCACAAUUUCUGUAAUGAUGUGCGCUGUC